AAUUGCCCUGCUAAGCACGUGCUUCUAUAAAACCAAAAUCGUCGCGAUCUGCUAGUGUGCCUCUGCAGACAGAAUGCUGGUUCUUGUUCAGUACGAGGUAGACUCGACAACGGAGGUUGUUCAACCGAGUGCGAUUAGAGGAUUUCGUCCGACAAGCGUUGCCGAUUUUGACGGCACGAAAGACUAUGAAGUAUGGUGGCACGGCGACGACAGUGUCUCCGGUGGCUAUUAUGAAGCUAAGGUGCUCCACAUGACAGAAACGUUGGAGGAAAUGGAAAUGUUCCAAAGUAAGAGGCCCAGAAAAACAAUGAACCUCAAUGAAACGAAAGGGAAGAAGAGGACGAAAGGGAAGGCUGCACCUUCAACAAAGCAGCUUCGCCUCGAUACGCAAGGUGCGAUUGAGGCAGCCCUGGCUGCCCAUAUUGAGCAGGAGAGCCCGUCCAGCUGUAUGUGUUGCAGCGAUGGCUGCGAUAUACGGGCUGAGCUCGAAAAAGCAGAAGCAGAAAAUGCUGACCUCAAAAAGGAGCUGCAUGAACAGAACGAAAGCUUCCUCAAGAAAAUUGAGAAAUUGAAGGCCAAAUUAACUGAAGCUCGGCAGCUUAAUUCGGUGCUUCAAAAUGCAGUUGCGUCCAAGAUUUUUGAGAGUGGUGAGUGACGUUUACAUGUUCUUAUGAUUGUUAUUUACUUAUAAAAUUCCAGCAGCACCCAUCUAACAAUGAAUGUCAACGUUAAUGCCAAUAGCAAUGAAGCAGUACAGUGACACGCUUUAUUGCCACCGCUGAAAUGCCUGAUGUUUGAGGCAUGUAUACAGCUUAGCUCCUUUUUUGUGCUUUCCAUCUUGCAGUGCCAACAUGAA
Messenger RNA from Dermacentor silvarum, 856 nucleotides. RefSeq lists its product as uncharacterized. The record is from RefSeq and is a predicted model, not a curated record. The transcript has 3 exons. The coding region runs from base 74 to 655 and encodes 193 amino acids. NCBI's taxonomy places the organism in Eukaryota, Metazoa, Arthropoda, Arachnida, Ixodida, Ixodidae.